This is a messenger RNA of Octopus sinensis (East Asian common octopus), 904 nucleotides long. RefSeq names its product transmembrane protein 205. The coding region runs from base 162 to 785 and encodes 207 amino acids. Lineage: Eukaryota; Metazoa; Mollusca; Cephalopoda; Octopoda; Octopodidae. The record is from RefSeq and is a predicted model, not a curated record. The transcript is spliced from 4 exons.
UCAAGGCAAUCCUCUGACAAACAUUAAUAGACUGUAGUACAUCUUCGCCUUAUACGACUUGGGUAUAUUCCAGCUCCGCUUUUAUUUUGAGUCCCCGUCGUUAAUUCGUUCUUCGUUCUGACAUCAAGUUCAUCCGGUUGUCACAAAACCGUCGAGCAAAAAUGGUUCACGUAACACACAUCCACCUUGUAAGUGUAACAGGAAUUAGUGUAGGAAUAUUGUGGAAGAUAUUCUCCAGUUGGCAUGGACCUAGUGCCCGACCAAUCCUAAAUGCCCUUCAUUUAGGAUCCUUUGCCUUAAACUUUGGUACACAACACUGGGUUUCAUUCAUUGCAGGUCCUGUAAUGAUAAUGGUGCUCCCUCGCCACAAGUUUGGUGAGGUACAAAGCAAGCUGUUCCCCUGCUUUUUCGCACUUGGAACCGUAACUUCAUCAAUCACGUUAAUGACAUAUGUAUUGAAAAACCCAUAUGUAAGCUGGGAUACUCAGAAUAAAAUUCAGGUUGCCAUGCUCUCUUCUAAUCUGGUCUUUUCCCUGCUAAACUUCCUUGUGUUUGGCCCUCAGUCCGCAGACGCUAUGUUUAAACGACAUAACUUGGAGCAGAAAGUUGGAGUCGGACAUGAAGUAGGUUUCAGUGUCGAUCGCUCAGAACUCAUGAAAAAUCCAAUCUAUGCUGCCAUCAAUAAAACCUUCAGCCGUUACCAUAUGGCAAGCACGUUCUCAAACUUCCUCAUUAUGCUAGGUAAUUUUUCGCAUCUGUAUUCCCUGUCUUUCAGAGGCCUCUAAUUGAUUUCCGGCAUUUUUUUUUCCUCUCAAUUUUAUAUAGUAAUUUGUCAUUUUUUUUUUUUUUGAAGUUUUUGUAAUUAAAAAUUUUUUUGCAAAAAUAAAUGUUGAUUUAAACAUAA